AGCAGCGUUAAACAGCUGACGUCACGCUCACAAGGGUUGUUUUCUUCCGAGCCCGUAUACUUCAGAUUACAGCUUGAUUUCUCACACUAUAGUUAUAAAAAUACCACGGAUUUUUAGCUUCGUUUUUUUUAAAUAAUCACAAGCGUUUCGUUUGUUUUCCCAUGUGUCCAUUUAAACGGGUGAUCGGUCGCCAACAUCACUAACAAACGUUAGAUAAACUCGCAGCUAAUGCUAAUGGUUUCGUUUGUUGUUUCUUACGUUGCUCUUUCGUUUUAUCAGGCCUCUUUAAACUGACACCGCCAGGUGAUUCAAGCAUUAGUUUUUGUGGUAGCAGACGAGAAUGAACUGGAUUUUCCCUCUAUCCAAGGGCUCCGGAUCGAUCCCCCCUUUGAACAGUUUACAGAAACAAAGACAGAGACAAAUCGAGUCUCUCAAAGCUGCACACACCAAUCUUGCAGAAAUCCAGAAGGAUGUGGAGUAUAGACUUCCUUUUACUGUCAACAACAUAACAAUUACUGUCAAUAUCUUGCUGCCACCACAGUUUCCUCAGGAGAAACCAGUGGUCAGUGUAUUUCCACCAGUAGGCCAUCAUUUAAUAGACAGUAACAGUGGAACGAUGGUUACCAGCCCACUCAUAACUAAUUUUGGCAUGCAUUCAGAUUUAGGGAAAGUAAUUCAAAGUUUACUAGAUGAAUUCUGGAAAAGUCCUCCUGUCUUGAUGUCAGGCCCCACCACCUUUCCAUAUAUGUACAAACCAUCGGGGAUGCCACCUUACCCAACCCAGAGCUUCCAUUAUGUUCCCGCCUUCCCACAACAGGAUGUUCAGCGGCCUGUUGGCCCCUCCCCUGUGCCACAUGCAGGGGUGGAGCAUCAACAAGCACCACCCCGACCAGCAGCACCAGCUUAUGGACUCAUUACAGACCUUCCUCUUCCUGUACCAACUGCUGACUCCCAGUCAGGUCUGAAUGGACACAUGUACAAGAUGCCUGAAAUCCCAGAUUCAUUUCCAGAACUGUCUGAGAUGAGUGUUUCCCAGCUGAAGGACAUGAGCGAUCAAGAUGAUGUGCUGUUGGAGUUCUUCAUGUGUCUUCCUCAGCUCAAACAAGUGACCACGGACAAAGAGGAGCUGGUCAACAACAUAGUGGAGAUGGCCAAGAAAAAUUUGCAGCUCGAGCCGCAGCUGGAAGGCAAGAGACAGGAGAUGUUGUGUAAAUAUGAACAGUUAACACAGAUGAAGUCAGUAUUUGAAACCAAGAUGCAGAGACAACAUGAGCUCAGUGAGAGUUGCAGUGUCAGUGCACUGCAGGCCAGAUUAAAAGUAGCAGCCCAUCAGGCUGAGGAAGAGUCAGAGGAGACGGCUGAGAACUUUCUGGAAGGAAAGACAGAGAUCGAUGAUUUUUUAGGAAGCUUCAUGGAAAAGAGAACGCUUUGUCAUUGCAGAAGAGCCAAAGAGGAAAAGCUCCAGCAAUGCAUGAACACACAUGGACAGUUUCCUGCCACGCAUUAAACCGAAUGUACUGUAUGGUGCUCUUUCCUUUGAGGAAGGUUUGGGAUCAAUCUACCAGCAGCACAUCUUGUGUUUCCUAAAUGCUUCAGAAAAGAGAUGGUUCUUAAAUUAAAUCAAAGUGAUUUUUGCACAGGAAAAAUGCUCACUCGGGUUGUGACCAGAUGCGAGUGACAUCUGGAGAUGCCCGGCCUUUGACCCAAAGACUGUAAUCAGAGGAGAGCAAUGUGUUCGUAAUAGUUGUCAGAAACAGGCUGAGUUUGAAGCUUAUUAGUUCACUUUCAGUUGACGUGACAAUUGGGAUUGGGCUUUGUAUGCACUUGAAAAUGAUCUUAAACGGUGUUAACGCUGCCGGAAGCUUAACUAUGACAAAAUCAUACUGUAUUUAAUAUUGUUUAUAAAAGCCUGUAAUAUAAUUAGACAUUGUAUAAUAUGUUUAUUUAAUUUGAUAGGUUAAUAAAACAUUCAGAAUAA
Messenger RNA from Misgurnus anguillicaudatus (oriental weatherfish), 1978 nucleotides. It is a transcript of the gene vps37a, whose product is annotated as VPS37A subunit of ESCRT-I. Gene Ontology annotation, biological process: protein targeting to vacuole; ubiquitin-dependent protein catabolic process via the multivesicular body sorting pathway; protein targeting to membrane. The record is from RefSeq and is a predicted model, not a curated record. Gene Ontology annotation, cellular component: ESCRT I complex. NCBI's taxonomy places the organism in Eukaryota, Metazoa, Chordata, Actinopteri, Cypriniformes, Cobitidae.